AUGACAAUUGACUCGGAUUUAGAUCAGAACUCCGCUCAUAGCAUCGUCGUUGAGUCCGUAAACCCCGAUGGCAUGAGUUUAGAUAAGUCAGGAACAGAGCUAUAUAAUGCAGCCGUUGCCUUCUGCAGAUAUGAGAGCGAACAACAACUUCAUUUGCAUACUGCCCAUCAUCGCUUAUCAAUACCAGACCUACAUAUCAUGGCUUCUGCAGCUCAAACUCAAUGCGGGAAUCGCCCUCUUCUAGCUACCACCGAAAUCUGCGCGGGUGGUACCUACAUCGUGACUGGAGCCAACACGGGCCUAGGCUUCGAGGCAGCCAAGCACCUUGUCGGGCUCGAGGCUGCAAAGGUCAUCGUCGCCGUACGUAACAUCAGCGCAGGUGAAAAGGCUAAGAAGGAUAUCGAAGAGUCAACAGGAAGGAUUGGUGUUGCUGAGGUCUGGCCGCUCGAUCUGGCAAGCUAUGACUCUGUCAAGACAUUUGCACAGAAGGCGACUACAGAGCUCGAUAGGAUUGAUGCUGUGAUUGAAAAUGCGGCUGUUGCAGUCUCAGAGCGCGUCUUCGCUGAGGGUCACAGCAUGUCUGUCACUGUCAAUGUGCUCAGCACGUUCCUUCUUGCGGUGCUUAUCUUGCCCAAGAUGAGGGAAACUGCGGAGCGAUAUGGAAUUGUACCCCAUCUUACGCUCGUGACCAGUCUGGUUGGAUUCGAUGCUAAGGAUCUCUGGGAUAAAAUCAAGGAUGAUCCGGUGAACAAGGUGGAUGGGGAUGACAUUCCACCAAUGCGCACACGCGUACAAACCUGUUUAUCUGGUGCUGAAGUCACGGAUGAGAUAUCCACUUUCCAAGGUCUUGACAACCAUGGCACUACGUCAUCUUGCACUCUGUUGCCGGUGGAUCGCACCGGAGUUGUGUUGAAUCUGGUCUGUCCGGGACUUUGCAAGACUGACCUGAGCCGCAACGCACCAGCACAAUUUCGGGAGGGCCUCACCGAGCGUCUCGAAGAAUAUGGACGGACUGCUGAGGACGGCAGUCGUACGCUUCUUCAUGGGGCUGUGGCAGGAAAUGAGAGCCACGGGUGCUUGCUUCAUUCCUGCGAAAUUGGAGAGUAA
This is a messenger RNA of Aspergillus fumigatus Af293, 1107 nucleotides long. RefSeq names its product putative short-chain dehydrogenase/reductase family protein. Bases 1 to 1107 code for a protein of 368 amino acids. The record is from RefSeq and is a predicted model, not a curated record. NCBI's taxonomy places the organism in Eukaryota, Fungi, Ascomycota, Eurotiomycetes, Eurotiales, Aspergillaceae. The transcript is spliced from 2 exons.